AUGAUAUUUUAUCGAGGGUUUGCACUUUCAACUGAGACCUUAGUUUCAAAAAUCCUUAUUGUCUUCUAUUUGGUGUAUGGAGAUUCAGAAACCAAAGAUCUAAACAAGCUAGUCAUAUUUGCAACAGUAACAUCUUUACUAUCGCUAGCAGGAGCUAUACUGCUUCCUGAGUCUCCUAGAUAUCUCUAUGAAAGAAAAAAGUGGCAAGAGCUUAGAGAAAGUAUCAGCUUCAUUGCCAAUCUGAACGAAGCCAGCAUGGAUACAACAUACUUAAUAGACAGCCAAGAGAAAGAUUAUCCUUCUGUUGAAACUCUAUUACGAGAUGGUAUUUUCAAAUUCUAGCUAUAGAUCACCAGAAAAAAAACUAUAGCAAAUAAAUCUUGUCCCAAAGCAAGCAGGCAUAUCCUUUGUUUAGAUCCAAAUAGUGCACUA
Moneuplotes crassus is the source of this 432-nucleotide messenger RNA. The record is from the annotation of a GenBank genome assembly. Lineage: Eukaryota; Ciliophora; Spirotrichea; Euplotida; Euplotidae.